Messenger RNA from Rhododendron vialii, 1860 nucleotides. RefSeq names its product UDP-glucose 6-dehydrogenase 2. Gene Ontology annotation, molecular function: UDP-glucose 6-dehydrogenase activity; NAD binding. Gene Ontology annotation, cellular component: cytosol; nucleus. Gene Ontology annotation, biological process: glycosaminoglycan biosynthetic process. The record is from RefSeq and is a predicted model, not a curated record. Bases 153 to 1595 code for a protein of 480 amino acids. NCBI's taxonomy places the organism in Eukaryota, Viridiplantae, Streptophyta, Magnoliopsida, Ericales, Ericaceae. The transcript has 2 exons.
UCUAGGACGCACAACGGGUAUAUAAACACUUUUCCUGCCCUUUUUAUUCCAUAGUUAGUUGGUCUCCCCUCUCUCUCUCACACACGAGCUCAUAAGCAUACUCUCUCUCUCUUGAUCUUCCAAAGGAGGAGGUUCUAUACUAGAGAAGGAAAAUGGUGAAGAUUUGCUGCAUUGGAGCUGGUUAUGUUGGGGGCCCUACCAUGGCAGUCAUAGCGCUCAAGUGCCCAGACAUUGAAGUGGCCGUAGUUGACAUUUCUGUGCCUCGGAUCACAGCCUGGAACAGUGAUCAGCUCCCCAUAUACGAGCCAGGUCUUGAUGAUGUGGUGAAGCAGUGUCGAGGGAAGAACCUCUUCUUCAGCACUGAUGUUGAGAAACAUGUAUGCGAAGCUGACAUAGUAUUCGUUUCUGUCAAUACGCCAACCAAGACCAGGGGCCUUGGAGCAGGCAAAGCUGCAGAUCUCACAUACUGGGAGAGCGCGGCUCGCAUGAUUGCUGACGUGUCGAAAUCCGAUAAGAUUGUUGUUGAGAAAUCGACAGUCCCUGUCAAAACAGCUGAGGCAAUAGAGAAAAUUCUGACCCACAACAGCAAGGGAAUUAAGUUUCAGAUCCUCUCGAACCCAGAGUUCCUUGCUGAGGGUACUGCAAUUGAAGAUCUUUUUGGACCUGACCGUGUUCUCAUUGGAGGAAGGGAAACCCCAGAUGGCCAAAAGGCAAUCCAAGCAUUGAAGGCUGUUUAUGCUCACUGGGUCCCAGAGGACCGCAUCAUCUGCACCAAUCUAUGGUCUGCAGAGCUAUCUAAGCUCGCUGCCAAUGCUUUCUUGGCCCAGAGGAUCUCAUCCGUUAAUGCCAUGUCAGCUCUUUGUGAGGCAACCGGAGCGGAUGUGACAGAGGUGUCAUAUGCUGUGGGUAAGGACACUAGGAUCGGGCCCAAGUUCUUGAAUUCUAGUGUCGGUUUCGGUGGCUCUUGCUUCCAAAAGGAUAUCUUGAACCUUGUUUAUAUUUGCGAGUGCAACGGCCUUCCGGAAGUCGCGGAAUAUUGGAAACAAGUGAUCAAGAUCAACGACUAUCAGAAAAGCCGCUUUGUGAACCGUGUUGUUGCCUCUAUGUUCAACACUGUCUCAAACAAGAAGAUUGCCAUUAUGGGUUUCGCAUUCAAGAAGGAUACAGGUGACACCAGAGAGACCCCUGCCAUAGAUGUGUGCAAGGGGCUAUUGGGUGACAAGGCCCGACUGAGCAUAUAUGAUCCUCAAGUCACAGAGGAUCAAAUCCAGAGGGAUCUCACAAUGAACAAGUUCGACUGGGACCACCCUCUUCACCUUCAACCGAUGAGCCCCACCACCGUGAAGCAAGUCAGCGUGGUUUGGGACGCCUAUGAGGCAACAAAGGAUGCUCAUGGAAUUUGCAUUCUCACAGAGUGGGACGAGUUCAAGACUCUUGAUUAUCAGAAGAUAUACGAUAACAUGCAGAAACCUGCUUUUGUUUUCGAUGGGAGGAACAUCGUGAACGCAGAGAAGCUGAGAGAAAUCGGGUUCAUCGUGUACGCGAUCGGUAAGCCUUUGGAUGCUUGGCUCAAGGACAUGCCAGCUGUGGCCUAGAGGAAAAUACGCUCUCUGAUCAAAUGGGUUUGUGUCAAAUCAAUAACUAUAGUCUCAAUUCAAGCAGUAUGAUUCUUUACUAGUAUUUUUUUUUCGCCCCGAGUUCUCCUUUUCCCUGUUGGAGAUUUAUUGGUACUUCCAUUUAUCCUGUGUUGUUUUUUCCUCCUUACAACGCAUUCAGAGAUACUGGUUGCUGUCUGUUACCUGUUUUGUAAUAGAACCUGAUUUGUUCUUCAUCUUAUUUUAUUUGCUACAAAAUUUCACA